Ipomoea nil (Japanese morning glory) is the source of this 4117-nucleotide messenger RNA. Its product is annotated as protein NETWORKED 2D-like. The record is from RefSeq and is a predicted model, not a curated record. The coding region runs from base 468 to 3920 and encodes 1150 amino acids. The transcript is spliced from 4 exons. Gene Ontology annotation, molecular function: actin binding. NCBI's taxonomy places the organism in Eukaryota, Viridiplantae, Streptophyta, Magnoliopsida, Solanales, Convolvulaceae.
GCACCUUCGAGUAACAGUUGCGAAUUUUCUCGCAAAUUAAAGUAUAAAACCAAUGAAAGUUACUUUGUAGAUUGAAAUAUUAAAAAAAAAAAAAAAAAAAAAAAAAAAGUGCCAAGCCUCAAUGGUCUAUUGUCUACAAAAUUACAUGCCAGAUUCAAUAUUUGCUCCUACAUCUGUGCUUUCUCUAAAGAUGCAACAAAUCCUCCUCCAUUUUUGGCUAAUGCCAUGCACCUUCCUCUAAACAGUUAACUUUUUUCCUUUCAUUUUUUUUUUUCCUUCUUUCCCAGUCAUAGAAAAAACUUUAAUUCUUGUUGUUGUCAUUAGAAAUCUAUGAUUCUGAUAAUCCUUUUUGUCUUGUUCACAAUGAUCGAUUAGUCCCAAUUCUGGUUUUGUAAGAGAGGCAAAGCAAUGUGUAUCUGAGCAUCUUGACAGUUGAUGAACUUUCAGAGAAGAAGGGAGGAAGAAAGAUGUUGCAGAGAGCAGCCAAAAAUGCAUAUUCCUGGUGGUGGGCUAGCCACAUUAGAACAAAACAGUCAAAAUGGCUGGACCAAAACAUACGAGAUAUGGAGGAGAAGGUAGAUUACAUACUGAAGAUCAUAGAUGGAGAUGGAGACUCGUUUGCGAGGAGGGCAGAAAUGUACUACAGGAAAAGGCUAGAACUCUUGAACUUUGUUGAAGAUACAUUCAGGAACUACAGAGCUCUAGCAGAGAGAUAUGAUCACUUGUCAAGAGAUCUGCAGACUGCUAAUCGAACGAUUGCAAGUGUGUUCCCAGAAAAAGUUCAGAUAUCGAUGUUUGAUGAGGAUGGAGAAGGCUUUCUGACAGGAGGUUCGGCUGCUCCUCCCGAGCAGUGGAGCAAUGAUAUGCCAGCGGCUCCAAACUUAACCAUCCCGAAAAUCGUGUCAAUGAUGAAAAAGAAGAGUGAUAAGCCUUCAAAAGUGAUGACUAAGAAGGGAUUGCUCAAGUUCAGUGCAGAUGAUGAUGCUAAUUUCAAUGCCAAUGCCACUGCAGGCUCAGGGCUGAACAAAGAUGAAGCUCUUCUGGAGAUUGAUAAUCUCCAGAAGCAGAUUUUGGCAGUUCAGACUGAGAGGGAGUUUGUGAAGAGUUCAUAUGAACACCAGAUAGGCAAGUACUGGGAAUUCGAAAACCAGGUUUCAGAAAUGCAGGCUAAAGUUAAUAGGUUACAAGACGAGUUUGGGAUUGGCACGAAUAUUGAAGACGAAGAAGCUAGAAGUCUGAUGACCUGCACAGCACUGAAGUCAUGCCGGGAGACAUUGGAGCGGUUACAACAACAACAGGAGCAAUCAAAUGAGGCUGCCAAGACUGAGAGCCAAAAGCUUCAUAAUGCUAAGCUAAAAUUCGAGUCUAUCGUGAAGGCACUCACUGCCAACCAGACCAUCAGACAUAAAGUAUCUGUGGAUCUGAACGAGGAAUCGAAGAAAUUGGAGCAAAAACUGGAGAGUUCUCAUUUGGAGUCUUCAAAGAUUAAAGAGGACUCAGAAUUCUGUACAAGCACUUCUUUUACUGUGUCUGAACUGGCAGAAAAGGUUGAUGAUGCUGUGGAAAAGGUCAUAGGUUUGGAGAUUUCAGCGUCGUCUCAGAACGCUUACCUUAACAGAUUGAAGACGGAAGCAGAUGAGCUUCUUGUACAGCUAAAUCAGGUGGAAGAGGAAAAGGAGGCUCUGGUUAAAGAUUCAGAGGACGCGAGUAAGAAGAUAAGAGAGCUCGAGGAAAAGCUUAAGAGAGUUAUGAAACUUGAACAAACCAUUAAUGACCAGAGCAGCCAUUUGCAGACUCAUUUUUCUGAUGCAAAUUCCACACUUGAUGGCCUCUCUGUGAAACUCAAAACCGUGCAACCAGAUGAGGAGGUCGACGAUAGUUCUUAUUCCAGUUGUUCAGACGUUGAUUCACAGAGCGAGUUUCAGGUGCAUGGAAACGACGAGGUUGAGAAACAAUGUGGUCCCUAUCCCAUUUCUCCCAAAAUGGCAGACCAAAACAUUGAACUUUCUGAUAAAAGAGACACUGAUGCAUAUGAUAGUACUUUCAGAUCUCCAGAUGUAAAUUUAUCUGAUCUAUCGACAAAGGAUCCACCUAGCACCAUCAAUGACAACAAAAAUGAUUUCAAUAGUCCUCCAAAAGGGCCUAAAUCAGACGCACAUGUGAAUUUUGCUGAUACCACCAUUUCUGCAGUUUUAGGAGGUGCAGAAACAGGAAUGAAGCAACAGCGAGAUGAUUUUCCAGAUCAAGGCACUUCUCUGGCUAAAAGAGAACAUGCUGAUAGCAUUUCAGACAUCCUGGGAGAUGAAGUAACUGAAGAGAAGUUGAAAAAGGGUAGUUAUCCAGAUCAAGAUACUGCCACCGCUAAAAGAGAACAUACCGAUAGCAUUUCAGGCAUCGGGGGAGAUGAAGUGCCUCGAGAGAAGUUUAAAAAGGGUGGCGGUCAUCCGGAUCAAGGUAGUGGCGGUCAUCUGGAUCAAGAAAAUCUUCAGGAUCCAAGAACACGAAAAGAGGGCGAAGAAACUGAUACAGAAUAUGAUCAGCCGAAUUGGAGAGAGUUGUUUUUAAAUGGUUUAGAUGAGAGGGAGAAGGUCCUAUUAGAGGAGUACAUAACAGCCCUCAGAAAUUACAAAGAAGCGAAGAUGAAACACAAUGAAGCAGAAAAGAAAAGGAGGGCUAGUCACUUCCAGUAUGUGAUUCAGAUAAAAGUCCUGAAGAGUUCUAUUGCCUCAAAGGAUGCAGAGAUUCAAUCUUUAAAGAAGAAGCUCAAUUCAGCUCAAGAAAACCAUGUUGAAACUCGGAAAUCCAAUGAAAAUAUUACUAAAUCCAGUUCACUGCCCACGGCUGAGAAGAAGUCGCUGGAUGAAUAUAUGAAAAGUCUAUUGCAAUUAAUCGAUGUGCCAACCAGUAAAGAUGCUCCUGUAAGAGAAGAAGCAAAACAUUCAGAAGAGACAUCUAUAUCCAACACAAAAGGUGAUGAUGAUGAAGUAGAUGUCAAGAUUGCCAAUCUCGACGAACCUCAGACCUUUUCAACAAUUGAUAAAGUAGAUGUCAAGAUUGCCAAUCUCGACGAACCUCGGACCUUUUCAACAAUUGAUGAAGUAGAUGUCAAGAUUGCCAAUCUCGACAAACCUCAGACCUUUUCAACAAUUGAUGAAGUAGAUGUCAAGAUUACCAAUCUCGACGAACCUCAGACCUUUUCAACAAUUGAUGCAGUAGAUGUCAAGAUUGCCAAUCUCGACGAACCUCAGACCUUUUCAACAAUUGAAGAGAAGAUACGCAUGGAUAUUGAUGACCUGCUGGAAGAAAACAUAGAAUUUUGGCUCAGGUUUAGCACUUCUUUGCAUCAAGUGAAAAAGUUUCAGACAUCUGUGGAGGAUUUGCAAGCUGAACUGCAAAAAGUGAGGGAGAAAAACAAGCAAGAGGGCAGCAGUAAACCUCCAUCGCUACUCUCAGACAUACGCCCUAUAUACAAGCACAUGAAAGAAAUAAAGACCGAGUUAUUUCUAUGGCUGGAACAUUCCUCGGUGUUGAAAGAAGACUUAAAGCACAGGCUGUCAUCACUUACCAACAUCCAGGACGAGGUAACAAAGUUGUCAUUGGCAGGGACAAAUAAGGAAGAAAUCCAGCUGACCACCUAUCAAGCUACCAAAUUCCAAGGUGAGAUUCUAAACAUGAAACAUGAGAACAACAAGGUUGCAAAUGAGUUGAAAUCAGGAAGUGAAUGUGUAGAGAAACUUCAAGCUGAUGUAAAGACGACACUAUCCAAACUGGAAAAAGAACUCGGGAUCAAGAGCGAAAGAGGCUCCAAUUCUAAGAUCCCCGUGACAUCUUUCUUGUUUGGAAUGAAGUUGAAGAAGCAAAUGCCUACAAACAUAUUGUCUCGUGUAAGUCCUGCAAUAAUGCAGAAACCAACAAAAUAGUUCUUUAUCAUUCUUAUUACUAUUUUCCCUUGUAGUUCUACCAGUACAGACUACUAGUCCAUUGACUCCAUUCUAUGCAGUGUAAAAGUUAUCCGAACACAAAAGGGUUCUCUCUUGCUUAAGUAUGAAUUCUCAGACUUAGCUUUUGAUUUUACUUUCAGCAUCUGAAAUUCAUAAACAUCUAAAGUUCAUGCUUA